CUCCAAUCUCCAUUCAUUUCUCUCUUCUUUACUUUUGGGUCUCUUUCUUCACGUCAACUCAAUCUCUCCUUUCCUCUUCCUUCAUCUCUACUCCGCUCCCCCUUCUCGUCAAGCUCCCUCUCCACUUUGACUUUCAGCCGAGCAAACAGCUUCCCUUUCCGCUCUGGUAUGUCCGCGGCACUAAGUCGCACAUGUAAUCAUGGCACAACCUGACCUCACUUCGCAUCAUGUCAACUACUUAAUAUGGAGGUAUCUCCAGGAAUCAGGCCAUGGCGACGCCGCUGUGUCUUUGCAGCGCGCGUGGUGUCCUGAUCCACAAACUCUACCCUUUGCGCCUUACAUCAAGACGCAUGCACUUGUGUCGCUAGUCCAAAAGGGUUUACAAUACCAUGAGCUCCAGUCCUCACUGGACAAGGUAUGUUAUGAGCCUGUCCGCCAGGGGGCGCAACCUCUUGCUUCUUCUCAAAAUAUCAUACAUUUAGGUCCUAAUUUCAAUGGGCAGGAGGGCAAUCACAUCAACUUGUCACCAAGUGACUAUUUCUUCGGACCUGAACCCUUUGAAACGGGGUUUGUGGAAAGGCGCGAUGAGGUCGGCACAGACCAAGCUUCCCCCGGCAAAAUUGCGCGCGACCAUCCGAAUGGGCAUGCCGAUCCCGGAAAGCAGGCCCGAACAGAAGAAGAUUCUAUGGAUGAUGAUGCCACUGAAAGCAAACACAGCAGUCCUAAUAUUGAUGGUGAUGGCGAUGUUAGUAUGGGGGAGAUCCCCGAACCCACCUACACCUUGACAAACGGCGGCAGCGUUGGCGUCCAGAUCACCCCCGCCAAGGCCGCUGAUUUGACGCCCGACACCGCCCUGCUGGAUGCGGAGGACCACGUGACCCGCGCCUUGUGGAGGCCCAAGGACCCAACGACGGUGGUGGCCGCCGGUGACACUUUUUGCGAUCUGUGGAAAUUAUCAUCAUCAUCGUCGCAUGUGAGGAAGAAGAUUGUGGACCACAAGAACAGCAGCACAUGUGUGUCAGCUGUCGGCUGGGACGCCAUUGGAGAAAAGUUGGCUGUAGCAACCUGUACGGAGCAACGGGGCACCAUCACCAUGUACAAUGUGAAUGGCGACGCAGUGGAUUUACUUCCUGAAGUACCUCGAAUCAUCACGGGUUUGCAUUGGGCAGAUUCCAGUUCGCAGUUGGUGGUUGUGGCUUCGGACAACCAUGUUUCGGAACUGGCACUAUGGGACGACAACCGCCGACCCGACGUCUUCCCUCCGCCUCAAAUUAUCGAAAAUCCCAUCUUCGAUCUCGCUUGGUGCGGCCGCAACCAGGUGUUUGCAUCUGGGGAGGGUGCAGUUUACCAAUGCGAAGUGGAUAACAGCAUCCGGUUGGUUAAGAAAUUCGCGGCCAACGGACCCAAUACGCCUUGGGAGUUCAUUCGUUGUGUCCAGACAGAUUCUCACUCGGUUGCUAUCGCCGCAUCUGGAACGACUAGUGCAAUCUGGAUUCCUACCCAUGAUAUUCUGAUUCCAAACGCACAUCAAGAAACAAUCACCGGAAUCGAGAUUCGCCCUCAACCCCAGGAUCAGCGCAUUAUUAUUGCAUCUUUUGCUACAGAUGACAUGGUCAAGGUGUGGCAGGUCGAUCUCGGGUCAAAGGAUUACUCAUGCAUUCACAAGCUACGCCUCGGCGAAUCCGUUCCUGCUCUUGCGGGAUGCUUCUCCCCUGAUGGAUACGCUUUCAGUGCAGUCAGCAAGGAUUCGCUCUUCAUCUGGAAUGUUGAGCGUGGGGGCGAACCCAUGGCUACUUGGACUGCUUCUAGUUCAGAGGUGAAAAAAGAGGACGGCAUGACCAAUGGACAGAAUGGUCACACAGAACCGAUUGGAUAUCGGGCUCUUUCAUGGGAUGCAGAUGGCAAGCGACUUGCCUAUGGCCUCGACAAACAGAUGGCACUUGUUAAUUUGCAACGGUGACGGAGCUGGGCUUUGAAUCUACAACAUAACAACUUACGACUCAUGCUCUCAACCUCCGACAUUCCCGCUUGAAAAGCCUUUCUUUCUUCGAAGACAUACUCUUCAUCGCCUCUUUUUUCUGUGAACAUACAUUUUUUCUUACUUAGAAAAUGCAUAACGGCAUUCAUUGCUUGGGAUAGGUUGGGUGGGCACGGCGAACAUGGACUGGCGACGGUGGAAUCUGUCUAUUUUCUUCUCUUUUGUGCUCAGGUGGUUGAUAUUUCCCGGAACUAACUUGUCUAUUAAUCAAGAAAAUACCCA
This is a messenger RNA of Penicillium canescens, 2260 nucleotides long. Its product is annotated as WD40 repeat domain-containing protein. Gene Ontology annotation, cellular component: Set3 complex. The record is from RefSeq and is a predicted model, not a curated record. Gene Ontology annotation, molecular function: transcription corepressor activity; protein binding. The transcript is spliced from 4 exons. Bases 200 to 1960 code for a protein of 586 amino acids. Gene Ontology annotation, biological process: regulation of transcription by RNA polymerase II. Lineage: Eukaryota; Fungi; Ascomycota; Eurotiomycetes; Eurotiales; Aspergillaceae.